GGCUGUGUUUGCUUUGGCUCACUUGUCGGUCGCAGCUCGGCCGGCUCGGAUCGUUGUGUUUGGGUGUGGAGAGGGGCCGACAUGCUUCUCUGAACAGGUGAUGUCCCUGUUGUACAGAUUCGCCCGGCUGCCUGACCGGGCAAACACCCACGUGUUCACCUUCAUCGUGACCAGGUCGGUGACCAGGGACCUCGAGAGGGACGUCACCUCCAGGGAAUUCAACUGCGGGUACCAGCGAUGGGCAAUCACCUUUUCCAGAAAUGACAAGGUGCUCGGAGUGUACCUGGUAUGGAGAAGCGGGCUCGCGGGGGCGGGCGGCAAGGGUGCCCCCAACAAGGCCAGCCACAACACCGGCAUGCGAGUCUACGUCGACUUCACCUUCACACUGCUCAACAGAGACCACUUCAGCGUCAACGAGGCGUUCAGUGGCAAACAGGUCAAAUUCACGUGCGACUGUCCAGCGCAAGGCAACCGCAACUACAUCCCGGUGUCGGACCUGCGGACGCGCAACUUCACCGACGAGAACGGCGAGUUCCAACUGGAGCUCACCAUGGGCAACGUGCGCACCGUGUUCGACUCGGACCUGCGGAUCACGCCGCAAAACACGUCCACCUCGAAACAGCAGCGUAGACAGCAGCUGCGCCUGGAGACUCAGUACUUCUCGUUCGGCGGAUUUGACUGGAACGUUUCAUUAGAACGAGAAGAGGAGGACGGUGCGUGCGUAGUGCAGUUAAAUCGGUUGACUGGCUUCGACCAUCGGUGUCAUGUGCGUUAUUUGGUAGUUUUGGGCGAGGGGGAGCGGCGCGUGGACUCUGGCCUUAUCGACGACAUCAGCGACACAGAGGGUCGGGUGCGGGGUUGGUGUCCGGGGGUGACGGUGUCUGAAGUGAUGCGAAAGGGGGUUGUGCGACUGCACCUGGAAAUGUUGCUGGCCAACAGCCUGAGUGAGGUGAAUGUGUCGACGCCUCCGAUCAGCGUGGGCACCGCACAGGUUGUUGCGCAGACUGCCCCUGCGCAGUGCUUUGACAAGGAUAAGCAACAGUGGCUAGUGACGUCAGACCUGCAUGGGGACACCUUGCGCUUCCACAUUGUCUUCAAGGACAUCCACAAUGUGCCUCGCAACCACCUCAGGUACGUGAGCUGGAGUUCGUACAUUAUGCGCUUCCCGCCAGACGACUCGUCGCCGCCUGAGCCGGUGGCUUUGGAGGGCUCACCUUUCAGCCAUUACUACGCCCAGGACACCAGUGAUGAAGGCAUCAUGAUGGAAACCGAGGUUCCCGUCAAGGAGAUGCGAGUACCAGACUGCGAAUACUUCAGCGACAGGUCUCAGGUGCGUUUGCAGCUCGAGUGGGAGGAUUCGUACCUUCUCUUCCAGUCCACCUACCACAAGUACGAUGACGUCACCCGAGUGCACAACUACCAAAUGAGACGCGAAAUCAACGCGUUGCAAGCGGAAAACUACAGCUUGGAGCGGCAAUUGUUCAGCUACCAGAAGAGCAUAGCGUACGCCCACUCGCGGGGUCAGUACUCGGCCGAAAACACCCCUGUCGGGGGCACCCCCGACGCGGCCCCUUACCGGCACCACGGAUCCUUCAGGCACAGCAGCGCAGGCGCCGCGCCCAAGCACGGGGGGCACCAUUACCACCCCAAUCACCACCCCGCAGCCAGCAGACACCGAGCGAGCACCGGCGGCCUGGAAGUGGAGCCAACGGGCCAGUCGAGCCAACUGGUGGCCAAGAGCCCCAACACCUCUCCCAGACACCAUCGCAGGAGCAAAAGUCCUCAUUUAAGACCCGGGCACUACGGCGGCGACCACCCUUCAGGGGACGAAGGCGAGGGCGCCGGGCCGGAACUGGAGGUGGGUUACUGCGAGGAGGACGGCUACUACGAGGAGGAGCAGGACGACGAGGAACGGCGAUCGUACUCGCUCGGCGAGCGCUCCCUCUCCACGGACACCGAGUACGCCUGAG
Cloeon dipterum is the source of this 1970-nucleotide messenger RNA. RefSeq lists its product as uncharacterized. The transcript has 11 exons. Bases 101 to 1969 code for a protein of 622 amino acids. Lineage: Eukaryota; Metazoa; Arthropoda; Insecta; Ephemeroptera; Baetidae. Gene Ontology annotation, molecular function: protein binding. The record is from RefSeq and is a predicted model, not a curated record.